AUGAACUCAACAAAUCCAGCAACAGUUCUGGGUUUCGGUACGUGGAAGCAGAUUGUAGAUAAAUUCCUCUAUUGUGCGAACUCUUCAAAGCAAACAGGAGGUUCGAAGAAAAUUAAAGAAGCAAACUUACCCCCGCACACUCAUACAGGAACUACAAACUUUUCUGGCGACCAUAGUCACUCAUUAAGAGACCAUCCAUUAUACAACUCAGAAUAUUAUGCUGGCAAUGACGUUUUAUCUCCAGAUUAUAACCAUGCAGCAAAAAAGACUUUUCGACCAACUGAACCAGGAGGAAAUCAUUCACACACUUUCACAACAAAUCCAACAGGUUCGGGUGAAGAUUAUAUGCCACCAUUUAUGACUGUAUUCGCAUGGUACCGCAUUUAUUGA
Messenger RNA from Trichomonas vaginalis G3, 390 nucleotides. Its product is annotated as keratin-associated protein family. The record is from RefSeq and is a predicted model, not a curated record. NCBI's taxonomy places the organism in Eukaryota, Parabasalia, Trichomonadida, Trichomonadidae. The transcript has a single exon. The coding region runs from base 1 to 390 and encodes 129 amino acids.